AUGGAACCAGAAGUGACUGUCCCCGGGACUUACAAUGUUAAUGAAAUACAUCCCUGCUAUGUAUUAGCUAACACAACCUACAUAUUUACAAGCAACCCUUCCAUAAUAUGCGUUUUAUUAUAUUUUUUCCUUAGCACAUUGUCUGUUGUCACAAUAUGUGGAAACUUUCUUGUAAUAAUCUCCAUCAUUUACUUCAAACAGCUCCACAUCCCUACUAACUACCUUAUUCUCUCUCUGGCUGUGGCUGACCUGCUUGUGGGAGUUUUAGUUUUUCCUUUUAGCAUGGUAUUCACUGUAACCUCGUGUUGGUAUCAUGAGGGUUUAUUUUGUAAAGUACGAGGAAGCUUUGAUGUUACACUGAGCACAGCUUCAAUUUUGAACUUAUGCUGUAUUUCUAUUGACAGAUAUUACGCAGUUUGUAAGCCUCUUGUUUAUGAAAGUAAAAUUAAUGAUCAUAUUAUUAGGAUUAUGAUCCUGGUGAGCUGGGGAAUUGCUUCUUUGAUUGGGAUUGGCAUCAUUAUUGCAGGUUUUAAUCAAGGAAAAUGUGAAGAAAGUUGUUUAAUUGAUGCUCUAAUAUCAACCACUCUAGCGUGCAUAUUUUCCUUUUAUAUCCCAGUCAUUAUAAUGCUUAGUAUCUACCUGAAGAUCUUCCUUGUUGCACAGGAACAGGCACGCAGCAUCCAAAACACAACCUGUCAGAGCAAAAAGUCUGGAGGAACUGUGAGUAAGAAUGAGAGAAAGGCCACUAAAACUCUGGCUAUUGUUUUGGGAGUUUUUCUCUUGUGUUGGACUCCUUACUUUCUUUGUAUCAUAUUUCAGCCUUUAACAUAUAACGUUACACCAAUUGCUGUGAUAGAAACACUUAACUGGCUUACACUUUUAAAUUCAAUGCUCAAUCCAUUCAUUUAUGCUUUCUUUUACAGCUGGUUCAGAUCAGCUUUCAGAAUGAUCAUUUCGGGAAAGAUAUUUCAGGGACAUUUUGCCAACUCAAAACUUCUUUGA
Molecule: messenger RNA, 1002 nt
Organism: Perca fluviatilis (European perch)
Lineage: Eukaryota; Metazoa; Chordata; Actinopteri; Perciformes; Percidae
Product: trace amine-associated receptor 1-like
Exons: 1
Coding region: 1-1002 (333 amino acids)
Biological process (GO): adenylate cyclase-activating adrenergic receptor signaling pathway
Cellular component (GO): membrane
Molecular function (GO): G protein-coupled receptor activity
Source: RefSeq, a predicted model, not a curated record